ACGCGAUUUGCCUUCCCACACCCAUUCGUCCAUCAGUUUGCGAUCGCCAUGGCGCCCAAGGCCGAAAAGAAGCCGGCGGAGAAGAAGCCCGCGGAGAAGGCGACGGAGGAGAAGGGGAAGAAGGCGGAGAAGGCUCCCGCGGAGAAGAAGCCCAAGGCCGAGAAGCGCCUUCCCUCUAAGGAUGGUGCCGUGGCCGCCGGCGACAAGAAGAAAAAGAAGAAGGCCAAGAAGGGAACCGAGACCUACAAGAUCUACAUCUUCAAGGUGCUAAAGCAGGUGCACCCGGACAUCGGCAUCUCCAGCAAGGCCAUGUCCAUCAUGAACUCCUUCAUCAACGACAUCUUCGAGAAGCUCGCCGCCGAGGCCUCCCGCCUCGCCCGCUACAACAAGAAGCCCACCAUCACCUCCCGCGAGGUGCAGACCUCCGUUCGCUUGGUCCUCCCUGGUGAGCUCGCCAAGCAUGCUGUGUCGGAGGGGACCAAGGCGGUUACUAAGUUCACCAGUUCCUGAGUGAUCUACGAUGGGUGCUUGUUUGUUGUGAUUUGGUUCACGUUGUAAUGCAAGUAGGGUUUCUGGUGUAAUUAUAUUGGAUCUUAACUGGAAAGGAGGCUUCCUUUAGAACUAAUUUUGGUCUGCAGUUGCUAUUUAUUUUUCGAU
Molecule: messenger RNA, 657 nt
Organism: Musa acuminata subsp. malaccensis (wild Malaysian banana)
Lineage: Eukaryota; Viridiplantae; Streptophyta; Magnoliopsida; Zingiberales; Musaceae
Product: histone H2B.4
Cellular component (GO): nucleosome
Molecular function (GO): structural constituent of chromatin; protein heterodimerization activity; DNA binding
Source: RefSeq, a predicted model, not a curated record